AUGCAUUAUACACUACUUCUUACCUUGAUCUUGGCCGGAAUAGUGUCCGCUGCCAAGACUCCCAUUGACUCGGGACUACUUGCACUACUAGAACGCUAUGCUGCCUUUGCUUCGGCUGCAUAUAGCUCUGACUGUACCAUACCACCAUUCGGAAGUUCAGUCGAGACUUAUUUCAACGACAUACCAACCAGCACACAGGCGACUCUGUUCAGAGAUGAUGCUGCAGAAGAAUACAUCUUGUCAUUCAGAGGCACGUCGGAUGUUCAGGACUUUUUAACAGACCUAGACCAAGACCUAAUCUCUUGCGUCGCACCUGGCUUGGAGUGUCUUGGCUGCCUAUGUUCCCAAGGAUACUUGGGACAAUACAAUGCAGUCGCAACUGAAGUCAAGAACGCCAUCGAUGCCGGCAUGGCAGAGCACCAAGGCUACAACCUGACAGUGACUGGUCAUAGCAUGGGCGGUGCAUUGGCGUCCCUGGCCGCAGCGUCACUCGCCGGCCAAGGGCUGAGCCUCACGCCCUAUACAUACGGCCAGCCGCGAACGGGAGACCCAAACUAUGCCGACUUCAUCGAUACUUUGUUUCCCGGCACCAUGUAUCGCGUCACGCACGCCAACGAUGGCGUACCGCAGAUCCCGUCCCAGGACGAUGGGUAUCGACACCACAGUACCGAGUUUUGGCAAAGCGAAGAUCCACCCACGGACCAGAACACUUUUCAGUGCGAGGGGCAAGAGCCGUCGGAUUGUAACCAGAGCGAGAUUGGCAUUGGUAUUGGCAAUGGCGGGAGGGGGAUUAAUGCUGCGCACCUGAAAUAUUUCGGCAUUAGUAUUGGAAACCCCCUCGACCCGAAUGCGGCUUGUCAGGGUAUUGUUUGA
Molecule: messenger RNA, 873 nt
Organism: Pestalotiopsis fici W106-1
Lineage: Eukaryota; Fungi; Ascomycota; Sordariomycetes; Amphisphaeriales; Sporocadaceae
Exons: 2
Coding region: 1-873 (290 amino acids)
Biological process (GO): lipid metabolic process
Source: RefSeq, a predicted model, not a curated record